Messenger RNA from Gambusia affinis (western mosquitofish), 1213 nucleotides. RefSeq names its product gem (nuclear organelle) associated protein 2 (gene gemin2). Gene Ontology annotation, biological process: spliceosomal complex assembly; spliceosomal snRNP assembly. NCBI's taxonomy places the organism in Eukaryota, Metazoa, Chordata, Actinopteri, Cyprinodontiformes, Poeciliidae. Gene Ontology annotation, cellular component: SMN complex; nucleus; spliceosomal complex. The record is from RefSeq and is a predicted model, not a curated record. The transcript has 10 exons. Bases 132 to 932 code for a protein of 266 amino acids.
UCGCGCACAAUACGACCUCAUCAUCCCGCGUCUCAACAAUCAAGAUGGCGCCUUGUAUUCAAAGAAACGAUGCAAAUUAAAGUGUCACUGUUUUGCCAUUAGCUGCUGUGUUGGUCAGUGAGUGUUAGAAAAUGAAGUCGGACGUGGAAGAGUUAAUGCCGAGGCUGUUGCCGGUGGAUUGUGGAGAAGGAACCGAGAACCUGGACCUCAGUGGACCGCCCAGGAACCCCCAAGAAUACUUGCGACAAGUCCAGCUGGAGGCAUCACUGUGUCCUGAUGUGGUGGUUGCUCAAAUCGACCCAAAGAAACUGAAGAAGAAGCAAACGGUCAAUGCUUCUGUAGCAGGGUGCCUUGCUGCUCCUGUAGGCUUCUGCCCCAGCCUCAGUUGGCAGCAACACCAAGUCAGUAACUUUUCAGACGUCAGGCAGAGCAUCACUAAGAACAGGACACACUGGAGUAACCACAUCCUAGAUGACAAUGUACAGAUGCCAAAGCUGACAGAUGAAGAGGGCUGGAAGAGGUUUUGUUUAGGAGAGAAGACUUACCUGGGUCCUUCAUCAUCCGGACUAACAGAGGCAGACCAAGAGCCAGCACUGGACUACAGCAAGGUGGGGUUUCCUCCACUGCUAAGCAUUGUCAGCAGAUUCAAUCAGUCUCUGGUGCUGAUGCUGCUGGACAUCCUUAUCAGCUGGUUUGAAGAGAGAGAAUUUGUUCCACAGCUGGGCCGUUGGUUGUACGCGCUCCUGGCCUGCUUGGAGAAGCCGCUGCUGCCUGAAGCCCACUCCUCCAUCCGGCAGCUGGCCAGGAGAUGUGCCCAGCUCCGUAGCACAAUGAAUAGUCAGGAGGAUGAGAACUUGCCUGCUCUCAACCUGCUCAUCUGUCUUGUUGCAAGAUACUUUGAACAGGUUGAUCUUGCAGACCAGCCGGAGUGAACGGGAAGCUGGACUGUGAACUGACCGAUAUCAGCACAUUGGGACAUAUUUUGUUCUCAAGGCUGCACGUGGAAAUGGAUGAGCAUUUUCACACAAUAUCCCACCAGAGCAUCGACAGGAAAGCCAGGAGCAACCCCCAAAAGGGCUUGACUGAUUUCUUUUCUAAAAAAGAAAUCCAUUUACAUGACCACAUUUUUUGCAACUGAAGAGGUCACCCAGUGAAAGAUUAUGUAAAAUAUUUUUUUUUGUGUGUGAAUCAAAAUAAAUGGUUUAUAGGAAAA